This is a messenger RNA of Phoenix dactylifera (date palm), 2070 nucleotides long. RefSeq names its product cation transporter HKT2;1-like. Gene Ontology annotation, cellular component: plasma membrane. NCBI's taxonomy places the organism in Eukaryota, Viridiplantae, Streptophyta, Magnoliopsida, Arecales, Arecaceae. The record is from RefSeq and is a predicted model, not a curated record. Gene Ontology annotation, molecular function: monoatomic cation transmembrane transporter activity. Gene Ontology annotation, biological process: monoatomic cation transport; transmembrane transport.
AGUCCCCCAGUCCCAUUACGACAAGCCCCGUCUCCCUCUACAACAAGCUUCGCCUCCCCGAGCGCUUUUCUCUGUGAGGAGAUGGCUGUCUCUCUCAAUCAACCCCUAAACUUUGCCUGCUGGUUCAUACUCAACAGUACGCAUAGUUUUGCUCGGGUAAGUAGAUAUUGGCAUAAGAACAUCGCUCCGGUGAGCAGACAUGUGCAUCAAAUCAUGGCCUUGCAUUUGAGCCCGUUCUGGAUUCAGCUUUCUUAUUUUGUUUCUCUUGCCUUGCUGGGUUCUCUAGUCCUGAUGAUACUUAAGCCAAGCAACCCUGCCUUCAGUCCUAGGUACGUCGACAUGCUAUUCAUGUCCACAUCUGCAGUGACGCUCUCGAGUCUCUCGAGCGUCGAAAUGGAGAAUUUUUCGAGCUCUCAAAUUGCCGUCCUCACCCUUUGGAUGUUCUUAGGAGGGGAGGUAUUCGUUUCCCUGCUCGGCCUUCUGCUGAGAAAAGAUGAUCGGUAUGGCGACCCAGGCACUGCCGAUAAUAGAGUUGAUCCAGUCGUCGACGCAGAACUUGAGUCUACGGAUCCUUCAAAUGCCGUUGACCGCAUGGAGUUGGGUCCUGCAGUUAUCGGUUCGGACGCUUCUCUGAGUGAUGGCAAGGAUUUGAGGCUUCGUUCUGUGACAUACUUGGGCUAUGUGGUGAUGGUUUAUCUUCUUCUGAUUCAUGUCGCCGGCUCUCUAUCGAUUUUAUUAUACAUGGCUUCCGUUUCGAGCGCAAGGGAUGUGUUAAAGAGAAAGGGCAUUCAUGUUUUCCUCUUCUCCUUGUCUACUACCGUUUCUUCUUUUGCGAAUGCGGGCUUCAUACCGACGAACGAGAACAUGGCGAUCUUCAAAACGAACCCAGGUCUCCUACUCCUGAUAAUUCCUCAAAUUCUCGCCGGCAAUACGCUGUUCCCUCUGUUCCUCGGAUUGGUGAUAUGGGCCUUGAUGAGGCUCUCUGGAGCUGCAGAAUUCGAGUAUCUAUUGAAGAAUUCAAGAGAGAUCCGGUUCCGUCAUUUGCUUCCUAAACUGCGAACUGCUUUCCUGUCUCUCACCGUUCUUUCGUUUAUAGCGGCUAUGGUCGUGCUCUUUUGCUCCCUCGACUGGAGCUCGGCAGUAUUCGAUGGAUUGAAUCCAUAUCAGAAAAUCGUCAGCGCCUUAUUCAUGGCGGUGAAUACCAGGCACGCCGGUGAAAACUCCAUCGAUGUCUCCCUCGUCUCUCCAGCAGUUCUGGUGUUAUUCAUCGUCAUGAUGUACCUUCCGUCUUCCACAACCUUUCUACCCAUUCAAGAGGAUGACACAAGCUCCGUGGGAAAUAAGAAAAGCAAGAGAAAAAGAUGGUUGGUGCAGAACCUAAUAUUGUCGCCUCUCUCCUAUAUCGUCAUCUUCGUCAUUGCCAUCAGCAUCAUUGAGAGAAGAAAGCUAUCCAGAGACCCACUAAAUUUUUCCAUUUUGAACAUAAGCUUCGAAGUGAUGAGUGCAUACGGAACAGUCGGGCUCUCAACAGGCUAUAGCUGUGCCCGAUUGCUGCAACUACAUCCUGAUGUCAAAUGUCAGGACAAGUUAUAUAGUUUUGUGGGGGCAUGGAGUGACGAGGGGAAGCUGAUUUUGGCUUUCGUCAUGCUUUAUGGGAGGCUUAAGAAGUUCAGCUGGGGAGGUGGGAAAGCUUGGAAGAUAAUUUAAGCUAUGAAGAAAAUCCUCUUUCCUACAGAUGAAGAAAAUCCACACAGGGAAUGGCCCAGAGCUAUUGAACUGCGGAAAAGACUCUGCAGAGUACAUCUACGAGUGCCAGGAGGAUCACCCAAGUAGUGUUUGGAUUGCACUAAGUGCACUGAAAAAUACUAGAGAACAACCAAGAUGGAAGGUUAAGAAAGAGGCAAGGGAUGCUCUUUCCAAGCUCCUAGCUGGUAUCAUAAUCAAUUUACCAGUCUAUCCUGUAAAUUCAACAAAUAUUUUUGUUUUCUGAGAAACCCCCAAACUAUCUUUACAUUGUAAUAUUUUCAGGCAUAUGAAUGAAUUGCAAGAUUCAUAACAAAGUUCAUGAAA